This is a messenger RNA of Xiphophorus maculatus (southern platyfish), 3872 nucleotides long. RefSeq names its product granulins-like (gene grna). The transcript is spliced from 18 exons. Gene Ontology annotation, cellular component: extracellular region. The coding region runs from base 96 to 3272 and encodes 1058 amino acids. Lineage: Eukaryota; Metazoa; Chordata; Actinopteri; Cyprinodontiformes; Poeciliidae. The record is from RefSeq and is a predicted model, not a curated record.
GGUCCGGCAGGACUCUUUGUGGGGAUUCACUGCGGUGAGACGCAGCGAGGAAGCUCCACUGUCACUUCACAACAGCCUUUCUGUCUUUAAUAAAGAUGCAGACCUGGGUUGUGAUCUGUUGGGCUAUCUUUGCCGUGGUCGGUGCAGAUGAGUGUCCGGAUGGAGGCAGGUGUGCAGAAGGUCAAACCUGCUGCAGCAGCCCAACGAACGGCUAUGGCUGCUGCCCGUUUGAUCAGGCUGAAUGCUGUGAGGAUCACAUCCACUGCUGUCCAGCAGACACGAUCUGCGACUCAGAGGCGUCCCGCUGUGUGAACGCCACCGUGUCCAUCCCAUGGAUGGAAAGGAGCUCCGCUCUCCAGCGCACAGUCUCUAAAUCCUUCAGGAUGAUCAAGUCCUACAUGGGUGAAGACGACGAUAACAUCUGUCCCGAUCAAUCACGAUGCCCUGCUGAGUUUUCCUGCCUGAAGGCUUUGACAAAGUUUGGAUGCUGUCCGCUAGCAAAGGGAAUCUCCUGCUCUGAUGGAAAGCACUGCUGUCCUGAGGGCCACCACUGCAGCAUCGACAGCCGCUCCUGCAUCAAAAAAGAACUUGUGACAGCCGUCCAGUGUAGCGAUGGCGUUUCUGAAUGCCCGGAUGAAACGACCUGCUGUGAGACUCCAGAAGGCAAAUGGGGUUGCUGUCCAAUGCCAAAGGCUGUGUGCUGCGAUGAUAAGAAACACUGCUGCCCUGAAGGGACAACAUGCAACAUUGAACAAAUGAAAUGCAUUUCCAUAUCUACCAAAAAGGAGCUGCCCAUGUGGGCUAAGUUCCCUGCCAGACAGAGAGCAGCCUGGGAGAACCAGAAUGAAGGUGAAGAAAUUACCGCAAAGGCAGCUGAUGAGAAAGAAGCAGAGAAAUCCACUGAAGCUGCUACAGCCAAUCAACUUUCUCCUCUGAAGGAGGAAGUGACUGUGUCAUCUGUUGCUAAGGCAGACGGAGUUUACAAUGUGGCUUGCAAUGAAACGGCCGCCUGUCCUGAUGGCACCACCUGCUGCAAAACAAAGGAAGGCGGCUGGGCUUGUUGUCCUCUGACAGAGGCUGUUUGCUGUGAAGAUUUUAUACACUGCUGUCCAAAGGGGAAGAAAUGUAACGUGGCAGCAGGAACAUGUGAAGACGGCCUUCUCUCCAUCCACUGGUUUGAGAAGAAACCAGCGAUCUUCAGACCGGGUGUGGAGGUGCAGGUGAAGAAUGUGCCAUGUAACGACACCGCCGCCUGUCCUGAUGGCACCACCUGCUGCAAAACAAAAGAAGGCGGCUGGGCUUGUUGUCCUCUGAUCGAGGCUGUUUGCUGUGAAGAUUUUAUACACUGCUGUCCAAAGGGGAAGACAUGUAACGUGGCAGCAGGAACAUGUGAAGACGGCCUUCUCUCCAUCCCCUGGUUUGAGAAGAAACCAGCGAUCUCCAGACCGGGUGUGGAGGUGCAGGUGAAGAAUGUGCCAUGUAACGACACCGCCGCCUGUCCUGAUGGCACCACCUGCUGCAAAACAAAAGAAGGCGGCUGGGCUUGUUGUCCUCUGAUCGAGGCUGUUUGCUGUGAAGAUUUUAUACACUGCUGUCCAAAGGGGAAGAAAUGUAACGUGGCAGCAGGAACAUGUGAAGACGGCCUUCUCUCCAUCCCCUGGUUUGAGAAGAAACCAGCGAUCUCCAGACCGGGUGUGGAGGUGCAGGUGAAGAAUGUGCCAUGUAACGACACCGCCGCCUGUCCUGAUGGCACCACCUGCUGCAAAACAAAAGAAGGCGGCUGGGCUUGUUGUCCUCUGAUCGAGGCUGUUUGCUGUGAUGAUUUUAUACACUGCUGUCCAAAGGGGAAGACAUGUAACGUGGCAGCAGGAACAUGUGAAGACGGCCUUCUCUCCAUCCCCUGGUUUGAGAAGAAACCAGCGAUCUCCAGACCGGGUGUGGAGGUGAAGGUGAAGAAUGUGCCAUGUAACGACACCGCCGCCUGUCCUGAUGGCACCACCUGCUGCAAAACAAAAGAAGGCGGCUGGGCUUGUUGUCCUCUGAUCGAGGCUGUUUGCUGUGAUGAUUUUAUACACUGCUGUCCAAAGGGGAAGACAUGUAACGUGGCAGCAGGAACAUGUGAAGACGGCCUUCUCUCCAUCCCCUGGUUUGAGAAGAAACCAGCGAUCUCCAGACCGGGUGUGGAGGUGAAGGUGAAGAAUGUGCCAUGUAACGACACCGCCGCCUGUCCUGAUGGCACCACCUGCUGCAAAACAAAAGAAGGCGGCUGGGCUUGUUGUCCUCUACCUAAGGCGGUCUGCUGUGACGACCAUGAGCACUGCUGCCCUGAAGGCACCACCUGUAACCCGACCAGCACCGGUUGUUUACAAGCUUCAGCCUCAACGCCCUUCAUACUGCAGGUUGCUGCGUUCACCACUCCGGUACCCACCACAACAACCCAAAGCUUGGUGACAACACCAGCAGAGACCAGUGAAGAGGAUGAGCGACCCACACAAGAGGGAGAUAAUGAAGAGGAAGAGGAGGAGAAGGAAGAAGAGGGGAAUCAGUGUGAUGAACACACCAGCUGCCCUCGGGACACAACCUGCUGCUUUAUGCAGUCAUGUAAGAAGUGGGGCUGCUGCCCACUGCCAAAGGCCGUGUGUUGCGCCGACGGUAACCAUUGUUGCCCGGAAAACUACAAAUGUAACGAGGACAAGACGACGUGCGUCAGAGGGGAAGUGGAGAUCCCGUGGUACACCAAACUCCCCGCCAUUACCAGCGUCCAGGUUGAUCCCAACAACGUCCAGUGCGGCGACGACCACCAGUGUCCUGAACGCACCUCCUGCUGCAAGCUGUUCACCGGCGAGUGGGGCUGCUGCCCGCUGCAAAAUGCGGUGUGCUGCUCAGAUAAGGAGCACUGCUGCCCACAGGGCUACACCUGCGACGUCCUCUCCAAUAGCUGCCAGAAGCUCAUCUUGCUGCAGCUGGAGACGCUCCCGCUGAUACCGGUGUUCCUCCCGGAGCACCGUCUUCAGUUCGCGCCGCUGAAGCACAGAGACGUCCAGUGUGACGCGCAGAAAAGCUGCCCAGACAACAACACCUGCUGCAGGACGUCUGCCACCACCUGGGGCUGCUGCCCGGCUCCUCAUGCGGUGUGCUGCAGCGACAUGAAGCACUGCUGUCCCUCCGGCUUCACCUGCACAGAGGAAGGCUCCUGCGAACAGAACUCCGGGCUCAACUGGCAGACAUGGGACAUGUUCUCCACCAACAAGAAGAGAGCUCUAAUUCUAUGAAAACAUGCUGAAAUUAAUUUCUACUUGAAGAAAAUAAAUAUAAAAUACAUUUAAUACUUUAUGCUAAAACAUGCUAAAUGGUGAACAGUAAAACUGAAUUGCACUUAAGGAGGCUCUUAGGGAACGUGAGCUUAGAUUGAAAAGUUUCUGUCUGCAUGUUUGGUGCAACAGAAGGUUGUUUUUCUCCUGCACACAGUUUAAUACUUGAAACUCUAACAAAUCAAGAAAAAACUGAAACACUCCGAAUACAACAUAAAUAUUCUCACUAAAUCAUUGUUGUCAUAAUCUGCUGCAGCUGCCUUUUGUUCACAAACUGCAUUCCUCUGUCAAUAAUCUGUCAUUUUUCUCUAAAUCAAUAAUAACCAAUGACAGUUUGGAAUGGACUGUUACAUUUAAAUGAUUAACAUUAAUUUUGUUGGUAAAUCAGCUUGAGACUUCAUAUUGAAUUGAAAAAAAAGUGUGGAUCGUUGAUUCAUUUAAUUCUUCUCAUCAAUCAAACUUAUUGAUUUGGGGCAAAACUAUUAAUUUAAUUGUUGUGGCUUAAUUAAAAAACAAAUCUGUGUUUUCCAUGAAACUAAUAAACAAGAAAUGACAUUAAAA